GGGUUUUCCUGUGGAAAAAUACGCAAUGUGGGGUCGCGGUGUUCUCCUAGUGUCGUUUGCGCUCAUAGCGUUUGGAACGGCAAAAUGCCCGAAGAGGAAAACGUCGCCUUUCAGAGAAAUUCUCUGUUAUACUUCCACCUUGGACGCGCAGCUUCUGGCCGGCUCCGUGUGUAGCUGUACCACUUUGGUGCAUCAAAAUCAUGACGUGCGGAACGUCUCGAUUUCCGACAUUUCUGACUUGCGGAAGUCUUUGAAAGAGAUGCAUCCGUCCCUUCAGUUUGUAAUUUCUAUACACGACCCUGUGAUGACGCUUAGAAAUUCCGCCAUGGUACGACAGGAAGCUAUCGCUCGGAUUGUUGCUGUUAUGAAAGAGGUGGACGGCGUGGAGAUGAACGUGACGGCGGGUUCAAAGGAGCGCCUUUAUAACUUUAUCAAGAGCCUGAAAGACGAAAUGAUCCGAAAAUCUUAUGACAAGAGACUUUUCAUAGCUUUGCCUAAUAGAUCCGAGGAUUUAGCCAAACAUUUCGAUAUCAAGGAACUAAUUAAGUACAUCGAUCUGUUUACGUUGCCCACGGAUUAUAUGACGGACGAAGACGGAGUCUUUGUCACCUUUCACCCCUCGCGUUUGAUGGGACUUUUCGACAUGUUAAACACAGACAGCUUGGUAGACUUGAUAAGUGGAUUAGGAGCACCCAAGCAGAAGAUCUUGAUGACCUUGCCGGCCAGUGCGUACAAAUUCACUUUGAAGAACGAGGACGAGAACGCCCCAAGAUCAGAGACCACGGAGAAGGAACCUGUGCCGAUCGAUCGUAAACAGCUCUGUGAAGCCAUAAACACUGGGGAAUGGACCGUGGAACGAGAUGAAGAUCUCACAGCGCCGUACGCGUUUCAAAACAAAACGUGGAUCGCUUUUGAAGAUAAGAUUUCGGUCGGAAUAAAGGGAAAAUAUGCGUUGUUGCGAGACCUGGCAGGAUUAGCGGUGCGAAAUAUAGAGAACGAUAUGGAAACUGAGUGCGAAGAACCGCUUGUGCAAGAAAUUUACCGUUCCUUUACAGAAUUUAGGAGAAAAUCAAGACAAGCAGUGCUCAAUGCAUUGGAAGAUGAGCUGCAUCAAAUGCAAUUUUCGUAUCCAAAUCAUGCUAAAACGUCCAGCUUCCGUGUUGUUCGUAAAGUAGAUUCACAGGGGCAUAUCAGAGCUGUACGCGAAAGCACACAAACAGAGUUUGUUUGUAGACGACAAGGCUAUUUCGUCCACCCAAAGAGUUGCAAUAGAUUCUAUCGCUGCGUGAAAUUCAAUCAAGCGGUAGAAGACUAUUCAGUUUUCGAAUUCGAUUGUCCGGCCGGACUGUCGUUUGAUGAGCGCACGGAGGUUUGUGUUUGGCCAGGCUCAUUGCCCGAGGGCUCUCCAUGUCCCGGCAGCAGCGAGAUUGCGCCUGUCGCCCCGAGAAGAUUCGAAUGUACUCAAUCCGGCUAUUACGCAGAUCCGCAAAACUGCCGUUGGUUCUUCGCUUGCAUGGACUUAGGUGAAUCGGAAUUAAUGGCCUUCGAGUUUCGCUGUCCGUACGGCUUGGUAUUUGACGAGAAGAAAUUAGUGUGCGAGUGGCCUUGGUUGGUUCCAGCAUGCUCGCAAUCUGGAUCAGGCUAUACCAGAACGGAAUACAACUAUGGAGGUUACGGGGGAGCUUCUACUGGAGUUGGAGUUGGUGGCUAUGUUACUGGCAAUUUACCGGAAUACUCCGUCACGGAUAGAACAGAUUAUUCCAAUGUAGAUUAUUCUAGAAUAACCAGUAUUCACGAUAUCCACGGAACAAGUUAUUUUGGAUCUACCGCAGGAAAUAUUGGAACAUAUCCUGAUAUUUCAACUUCCGGUGUUGGAACUGUCUCGGGACAUGUAGGCUUAUCUAGUCCAGCCGAUUAUUCUAAAGGUACCGUUUAUGGAGGAGCGAUACCUUCUGUUCCGACAUACAGCGAUAUUCAGAUUGAUUCAAUUCGGUCUAAACCAAUCAUCGUGGGAGGAGGUGGUACGGGAUAUUCUACACCGAGAGGCAACAUUGGCGGUAUUGGUUAUACUAGCCAAGACGACACUGGAUAUUCCAUAUCUGGUGGAUUUGAUGCAGGAUUUGCAAAUACGAGACCAUUGGGAGGAGUUACUGCAGGCUUCUCCGGAUCUACAGCGAGAGAAUAUUCCGAAACAGCUAGUGGAAGCCAUUCGACAAAGCAAGGUGCAACUUAUUCAGAACGACCUAGCUCAGGCUAUCCUAAUUCGGUAGCGGGAAGCUAUAUAGGAGGCGUUACUAAUCCGAUAACGGAUGCAAGUUAUUCGAGAAGACCGGGAAGUUACUUUGGAUCUACAGAAUUACCUAAAUCAUCUAGUGAUGUUUACAUAGAUUCUACUAGUCCUAAAUAUGUUGGAUCAACAAAUGUAUAUUCAAGCUCCAGCACGCUGAAUGACUAUGGUUACUUGGGUUCUACAGAUGUAUAUUCAGGAGCAACUGGACGCCAGCCACCAUUUGGCGAAACUGGCCCGUCAUUUGUAACUGUAUCUUAUCCCAGUGCUAUUGGCAAAGUUGGAAUCACAGGUUCGACUAAUGGAGAAUAUACAGGAUCAACUGCAAAAGUAUAUGGAGAAUCGACUGGCACAGAAUAUUCCAAAACAGGCGGGUUCAGCGGUGGAUCUACUAAAAAUAAAAUUAACCUGUCAGUUACUUCUGGAACAGGAUCAAGUGCGUAUAGUACAACGAGUUCAGGUCGUUUUCCAGGAACGGAUUUUAUUGGCGGCCCUUCAAAAUCCGGAAUUUCUGCAGUCUCCGACCAUGUGAGCUCUACUCCGGGAACAACAGAUGUUUCUUCGACAGGCUACAGAUACAACAACGAAGAAGGAUACACGAUCCCUGUAGUCAUUCAACACGAACCUUCGUUUUAUCCUUCGACUGGAACAACAGGAGUUGGAACAACUAGAACGAGUGAAUUUGGUUUAGGUAGUUACGGAAAAACUGAUUUCACAAGACCUAAGUUAAACAUUAGUAUUGUCGGAAAUGAAAUUCCUACUGGUUACGAUAUUCAAAAAGACAUUACUGGUGCAAUUCAAACUGGAGGUAGCGUAGGCGGAAGUAUUACUACCAGUGACUCCUUUUCGGGGACCGUAUUUAGUCAUGGGAAUACUCCUGGGACGGUAUCAGUUCCCGUUAUUAACCAGGGUAAUGUUCUAGCCGGAGAAGUUCAACCUGGUUAUAUCACUACUUCUCCCGGAAUCUCGGGAUAUGGAAUCAGCGACGGAGUGAAAAAUAUAGACAUUGGAUCAGUUCGUCCAGGAACUUUAAUAUACGGAACACCGAGUCCUGCAAUUUCAGUAAGCGGUCCUUCGACAGCUGGUGUCCUCUUGAAAGGUGAUUCUACUCCAGGUACUAUCUCCGGACAAAUUGCCCCUGGAGUAGCUAUAGGUGGUUCCAUUCAAUCGAGUUUGCCUCAUAAAUCGUAUGGGUCAACUUAUCCUAGCAUUGACGGUGCCUUUACAAGAGGUUCCACUAUCUAUUCGAGUAGCACUUCAAGCGAAGGCCUAAUACCUACAGCUCCUCACGGUUACAGAACUGAUGAAGAACGUGGUACGCUUACAUUCAACGCCAGUUACGACACUAGCAAGUAUAGAGACAAUGACAUUCCUGACUACAGACCAACCAACGCCAUUCUUCCAGACUUUUCUGGAAUUAGAGUAGAAAGCCCUGGAGAUGGUAUUCAUGGUUCUACUUUUGAAGGUUUAACUACUCCAAGAUAUUCUUCAAGUAAAUCGCCCAUUUUUACACCAAGUGGAUUCACAAAAACCGGUCCAACUAGAACAGGUAUAACCACCGCUAUUCUCGGAGGUGGUGGUAGCUACUCAGUAAGCACGAGUGAUCGUCGACCUGCUUAUAAUCCCGAUAAUAUCGGCGAAAAGGCAUUCGAGGGGAAUGUCGCUGGGUAUACCAAAACAUCUCCUGACGGUUUGUCCGGCUACUCUUCGACAGCCUUACCAGGUAAUCGUUUUACUAUACAAUCAACUUCUUCUGGUUACUUGUAUCCCAAGCCAGCUGUUCAAUUUGGAACUAGCGGCGCUACGUUCUCCUCAACGCCGAUUGUGCCAAUCGACAAUAAUGUUCCGGCAUCGAAGCCGUUCUUUAGCCGCUUACCAACGUCAACAAUCAGGCCCGUAAUUUACACUACUGAACAUCCAGAGAUUUACAAAGCAAGUCUUUUCGAAUCGAGUAAGAUUCCGGUGUCGACCGUUAGACCUGUGAUCGACACUGGUUACAAGACGGUAAUUACUUCAACGGCUAUUCCAGUAUCUGUAUUAACUUAUGACCGAACGGGCAGUUCACAGACUGCAUCAGUAACUGCUUCUAAUAUCGGUUUAGGAGUACCUUUCCAACAAACUGAUUUGAGUGGCCAGACAGGCCAUAGCGUUUCAUCGGAAUACCUCCCGGCAAAGUCAACUGAAGCUAGUAUAAUUGCAUCUACCACAAAAUAUGACAAAUUUACAGUAACCGGACAACCACAACUCGGAGUAACAUAUAAGAAACCUUCAGUCUCCGUCACAUACGGAGGUCCUUCCUCAUUUCAAACACCUACCACAUACAGACCCUCCAAUGUUUAUUAUUCUGGUCAAGGAUUUUCAACUACUCCGUCUUCUCUGGGAACAAGCAGUGGGUCUCCGACAAAUCUGGAUAUUUCAAGAGAUAAAAUUAACAAUUUAAUUACAAACUAUGACAGAGGCACCAUCAAGCAUACGCCAACCACAUACGACACUACAAGAUUUGGUUCAACCUCAUCUUUCUCCGCGAAAACUGGCAGUGGCUUUGCUAUUACAACGCCAUCCGGCGUUCGCCCUUCAACAUUUUCAUACGAAGUUACCACAAAAUCGCCCGAAAACAAAGGCAAAGUCAUUGUCAAGUGGAGCGAUCUUCAUCCACUUCUUUUGGGUAAACUUGGAGCAGAGUGUACAUGCAAAGCCGAUCCCUUCGCCAAUCUUCGCGGUCCAGAAAAGAACCUAAUUGAUUCUUCCAAGGGCAAAGUGGACUUGGCAAAUUACGACUCUUCUGAGAUCUACGUUGAUCUUGGUUCUUCUCAAGAGGACUAUUCUACCAAUGCUGGGAAUCUUCCAGCGCAACCCUUUAAAAUUAGUGCACCCAUAACAACGAGCAAUCUGCCAUCAUCUUCCUAUUUACCUGUAGCAGAUACCAGAACAUCUGCAAGAAGUAACGAGUUUCGUACGGGUCGUCGAAUGGGCAAGAAAUUGGAAUAUGAAGAAGAAGAGGAAAAGGAAGAAGAAGAAGAAGAACAAGAAAAAGAUCAAUAUGAUCAAUAUAAUGACAAUGAUAAUGACGAUGAUCCUGAUCAGAUAAUUAAUGGUGUCACUGAUUGCGCCAGGCCAGGUCUUUUCAGACAUCCCAGCCUCUGUAAUAAAUUCUACGCUUGCCACUGGGACCAGUGGAAGAAGAAAUUCACGCUUCAUAUUUUUAAUUGUCCGAUUCAUUUAACGUUUGAUUCAAACGCAGGCGCAUGCAAUUGGCCAAGUAAAGGACCAGCUUGCCAAGACAACAACUUGUUAGUGUAAAUGCGUCAUUAAGCUUUUAUUAUUGUCGAUUUACUUUCUUUCUCUCGUCAUAAUGUAUCUUCUAAAAUUUUAUUGUACAUACUAAAUAGAUGAAGUAAAGAUCUAAUUAUACGUUCUAAAAUUACGUUUUAGAUUGUUUAGUUCGGUAGAUCACUUUGCCAUUGCACAAUGAAACGUUGCAAGAGCAAUGGUAUGUCAUUAAAUAACGAACGAUUGUUGCUUUUACGCGAAUUGGUCUUCCGGCCUUGGAUUCCUUUCGGGAUUUAUCUUGACACCCAGAUCCUUAAACGUUUGCAUUGAAUAGCAUUGAUAAAUAUCUCCUUGAAGUGAAUCUUCUAGUAGGAGAGAGGAAUCGUGGGAAGGUGGAGACUUGUUGAGACGUAAGAAAAAGGCUAAAUCCAAGGCGAUCGAGGCACUGCAGGAAAGCGUCGUCAAAGUGAAAGUAGUCCGUGCUCGUCGAUCCAAAUCACAAAAAACUACUGGAUAUCACAAUGUACAUAUGUAACUUUUACUUGUAUAGUCUAAAUUUAUGUAAAAGCAAUUGAACAUUUAAAGUCACUUGAAAAAAUCUAUCUACUUAUUUUUAGAUCUUAAUAAUAAUUAUAUUUUAACAUAUUAAAAAUAAUAAUAUCAACGACAUGUUUUUCUUUGAUAAAAUUAAUGCAAUUCAACAAUCAAACUUUAAAAACAUAAAUAAAUAAUGCUUGUUCUUUAUUUAAUUUAUAAAUGUUAUUUAUUUAUUUCAUGGAAUUUUUGUGUCUAAUUAGUUAUAUGUAACAAGUGUUUUUCCUUGCGUGAAUGGCCCAUUACUUUUCGCCAUUUUGUUUGGCGUAACGAUAUCGAUAAUACGUGUGGCACAAUUUGAUAUUUUUCCUGAUCGAGUUUGAGCUUUCCUUUCCGGGUGCCCACAACUUCCUGACAUUCUUAAGAUAAUUGUUUAAACGUUACUUAUUAUAUACUACACACACGCUUGUCUACCUGUCUAUCUUUUUCAUAUUCUCGCAAAAUAUAAUUUAUUUGUCGCUUAUUAAGAAAAUAGCGAUAAUGUCAACAUCUACUUUUUCUGUCGUUUUGAUGUUUUAAUUACCGUGCCAUUUAUUGAGCGGUUAAUUGAGUACUGUUAUGAUGAUUUUAAUAAAUUGCAUGACCAAGA
Messenger RNA from Monomorium pharaonis (pharaoh ant), 6740 nucleotides. RefSeq names its product mucin-19. Gene Ontology annotation, molecular function: chitinase activity; chitin binding. The coding region runs from base 26 to 5587 and encodes 1853 amino acids. Gene Ontology annotation, cellular component: extracellular region. The record is from RefSeq and is a predicted model, not a curated record. NCBI's taxonomy places the organism in Eukaryota, Metazoa, Arthropoda, Insecta, Hymenoptera, Formicidae. The transcript has 10 exons. Gene Ontology annotation, biological process: carbohydrate metabolic process; chitin catabolic process.